Molecule: messenger RNA, 2273 nt
Organism: Piliocolobus tephrosceles (Ugandan red Colobus)
Lineage: Eukaryota; Metazoa; Chordata; Mammalia; Primates; Cercopithecidae
Gene: ZNF793
Product: zinc finger protein 793
Exons: 8
Coding region: 522-1742 (406 amino acids)
Biological process (GO): regulation of transcription by RNA polymerase II
Cellular component (GO): nucleus
Molecular function (GO): DNA-binding transcription factor activity, RNA polymerase II-specific; RNA polymerase II cis-regulatory region sequence-specific DNA binding
Source: RefSeq, a predicted model, not a curated record
UCCUGUUCUCUGGAAGGUUGUCGGGUGGCGGCUGACAGCUUCAAAGUCGCAAUUGAGUCUGCGCGCCGGCCAUUCAGGAUGGGACGACCUUAUACCGCGAUGAGGCGGUGUGGCAGGACGAUCAAUUUCAGAUUCUGGGCGCGGAUGCAGCAUAAAUGGGAAGGGUCGGUUUGAGAAACGGUCAAACCUGGGGACCGGCGGAGAAUAGUGAGCUGCCGACUACGGUGGCCGACUGGGUUCUUUCUGCAAAGGUAAUGACAUACGCAUCUGUGACAGCAUGCCAAGAGUGAGCCUGGUUUCUGGAAAUCCAUUCUGACUCUGUGACAGAGCGGAUGGAUGUGACCUUGCCCAUGGUUAGAAAACAAAUUUACUGAGAUCCAAUCCAGGAUCAUAUGCUGCCUUCAGGUGACACAUCCCUUUAGUCUCCUUUAAUCAGGAGCAGUUUCUCAGUCUUCAUCUUCCAUGAAGUCGACAUUUUUGAAGAGUAUAGGUGUCAGAUCUUUUUCCAAGAACAGCAGAAAAUGAUUGAGUACCAGACACCUGUGUCAUUCAAAGAUGUAGUUGUGGGCUUCACCCAAGAGGAGUGGCACCGGCUGAGUCCUGCUCAAAGGGCCCUAUACCGGGAUGUGAUGCUGGAAACCUAUAGCAACCUUGUCUCAGUGGGUUAUGAAGGCACCAAACCAGAUGUGAUCCUCAGGCUGGAGCAGGAAGAAGCACCAUGGAUUGGUGAGGCAGCAUGCCCGGGCUGCCACUGUUGGGAAGACAUCUGGCAAGUUAAUAUCCAGAGGAAAAGACGGCAAGACAUGCUUUUGAGGCAAGGUGCAGCCAUAAGCAAGAAAACACUGCCCAAGGAAAAAAGUCGUGAAUAUAGUAAGUUUGGGAAAAUAUCACUUCUGAGCACUGACCUUUUUUCUUCAAUCCAGAGCCCUAACAACUGGAACCCUUGUGGAAAGAAUUUGAACCGUAAUUUAGACUUGAUUGGUUUUAAGAGAAACUGUGCAAAAAAGCAAGAUGAGUGUUAUGGUUAUGAGAAAUUGCUUCAGCGUAUACACCAUGGUAGACGACCUAAUGGAGAAAAGCCCUGGGGUUGCAGUCAUUGUGAGAAAGCUUUCACCCAGAACCCGGCACUUACAUAUAAACCAGCAGUAAGCGAUUCUCUCGUGUACAAACGGAAGAGGGUUCCACCUACAGAAAAACCCCACGUCUGUAGUGAGUGUGGGAAAGCCUUCUGCUACAAGUCUGAAUUCAUUAGGCAUCAGAGAAGUCACACUGGGGAGAAGCCUUAUGGCUGCACUGACUGUGGGAAAGCCUUUUCACAUAAGUCAACCCUCAUCAAACACCAGAGAAUUCACACUGGGGUAAGACCCUUUGAAUGUUUCUUUUGUGGGAAAGCCUUUACCCAGAAGUCACACCGCACAGAACAUCAGAGAACACACACAGGAGAGAGACCCUUUGUCUGCAGUGAAUGCGGGAAAUCAUUUGGUGAGAAGUCAUACCUCAAUGUACAUCGAAAAAUGCACACGGGAGAAAGACCCUAUCGUUGCAGAGAAUGUGGAAAAUCCUUCAGCCAGAAGUCCUGCCUCAAUAAACAUUGGAGAACUCACACAGGAGAGAAGCCCUAUGGGUGCAAUGAAUGUGGGAAAGCUUUCUACCAGAAGCCAAACCUCAGCAGACAUCAGAAAAUUCAUGCUCGGAAGAAUGCCUACAGGAAUGAAAACUUAAUAAUUGUAGGAAAUACUUGAGCAAAAGAUCUGGUUUCAUGUGUCCUGGACACUAAAUCCCAAGGUCUUCAUUAUUUCAAUGUUUGGAAAGAAGACUGCUUCCCUGAGUUGCCAUGUCAUCCAUGUAAGAAAAUAAAUGGCCACGUGGAAUCUACGUUUUUCAAGAUUUGCCUCCAUGUAAGACUGCCUGAUCCAGAAUGAGAAAGGAGACAUAACCACAGAUAUCGAUAUGACUUUUUAAAUGAUAAAAAUAUAACUCAUACAAUUCUAAUCAACAUAUUUUUUAAACAGAGGAGGCGGAUGCUUUUCUAAUAAACUUUAAAUUAUGAAAACUGCAAUAAGAAGUAGAAAAUUUGGUAGAAUAAUUACCAUUGAAAAACUCAGAAAAAGCUAUUAAAGAUCUAUAAUGGGAAAAUGCUCCAGGCUCAGAAGAGUUCAUGCUUAGUUCUAUCUAUCUUUUAAAGAAAGAGUAGGCCGGGUGCGGUGGCUCAAGCCUGUAAUCCCAGCACUUUGGGAGGCCGAGACGGGCGGAUCACGAGGUCAGGAGAUCGA